Carya illinoinensis is the source of this 2037-nucleotide messenger RNA. RefSeq lists its product as uncharacterized. NCBI's taxonomy places the organism in Eukaryota, Viridiplantae, Streptophyta, Magnoliopsida, Fagales, Juglandaceae. Bases 497 to 1609 code for a protein of 370 amino acids. The record is from RefSeq and is a predicted model, not a curated record. The transcript is spliced from 10 exons.
UCCGGAAGUGUAGAAACUCGAUAGUAUAAAAACCGAAGCAGAAGUGUGAAAGACUAUCCCGGUUUGGCGAUAUAUAUUUUUCUAUAAAUUUUAUUUUCUCAUACCCACUGUUUCUCGUUCAGGGUCCCUGCCUCUCCGUCGAGCUUUCCAGUAAUGUCACGCUUCCGUGGGUAAUUUUAUAUAGCGGUCCUUAAACUUGUGGUUCAAGCGAGUUACUAGUCCUUUCGAAAGUUUCUUUAAGGUUUUGGUUUGCUAGAGCUCUGGUAUACUCGAUAUUCUUUGAAUAUGAAGUUGGUCUCCUAAAUUCGUCGAAAUAAAGUGUUUCUCUUCAGUGUUGUUGGAGAUUGAAAAAUGAGUAGAAGGUGAAAACUGCCUCAUGUAACCAGAUAUUUAGAUAUACAUGCCAACAAUUUGAUCUCAGUGACUUAGAGUCUUAGCUGUAGUCGGGAGUGCAUGUGCUAUUUGGAGAGAUGUGGUUGGACUGCAUUCAGCUGAAAUGAAGACUAUGCAGAGCACAAAAGAAAUUCAAUCCUCAACCCAAGUUUCACAGGAGUCCCAAGGUGAACAACCAGACAACCAUGCAACUGAGGCUCCUGUCACAGAUUCAGGUUCAGUCUCUACUUCGAGCAAUGAUGGCAAAAAAGUUUCACGCCAAGAUAUUGAACUUGUCCAGAAUCUAAUAGAGCGAUGUCUGCAAUUAUAUAUGAAUAGAGAUGAGGUGGUUAAAACCCUCUUGACUCGCGCAAGGAUAGAUCCUGGAUUUACAACUCUGGUAUGGCAAAAGUUGGAAGAAGAAAAUGCAGACUUUUUCAGGGCAUAUUAUAUACGGCUAAAAUUGAAAAGACAAAUCAUACUGUUCAAUCAUCUACUUGAGCAUCAGUAUCAUCUCAUGAAGUAUCCUGUAGCUCCAAAGGUUCCUUUGGCCCCCAUCCAGAAUGGGAUCCAUCCCAUACCUGUUAACAAUUUACCUAUGGGAUACCCCAUCCUACAGCAACCUCCAAUUCCAGCUGCAGGUCAACCUCAUGUCGAUCCGAUGGGCCAUGGAAUAUCGAGCUGUCAUGUGGUUAAUGGAGUCCCUGCUCCAAGCAACUUUCAUCACAUACAGAUGAAUUCUGGGAAUGAUAUGGUGAUGGAGAGUGGUGCUGCUGAUGUGGCUCCCAUUAUUCCGCCAAAUGGCACUAUGUCAGAGAUGCCUGUGAGUCCUACAUCAGUUGCAUCCAGUGGGCAUUUCCCCUUCACUGCACCAGAAAUUUCUGGAAUGGGGGUGGACUCUUCCGCACUUGAUACCACAUUUGCAUCUGAUGUGGCAAGUUCGGUAGGAUUACAACUUGCACCAGAUGGUGGGGCUGGAAAUUCCAGGGAUUCUCUCAGAUCACUGGAUCAGAUCCAGUGGAAUUUUAGUCUGUCGGAUCUAACAGCUGAUUUGUCAAAUUUGGGAGGUAAUUUAGGAGCCUUGGGAAAUUAUCCUGGUUCCCCCUUUUUGCCAUCAGAUUCAGAAAUUUUGCUUGAUUCGCCUGAGCAAGAGGAUAUAGUGGAGGAGUUCUUUGUUGAUUCUGUCCCCGGACCAUCAUCUUCACAAUCAGAUGAGGAGAACCCUAGAGAAAGGUGAGGCACAUCUGGUUUGCCUUAAAUUUAUUAGGAUAGGAUAACAUUUAAUCAAUAAAAUUAGAGUUUUUCUUUCAGUUAUUCAGCAUUUUGGCUUUUUAGUAAUGAAGUUGGACAAAUGAACAUCUUAGUUGUUUAGUCCGCAGCAACGUGCAGGUGGGAAAGUAAUCAUGCCAAUACAAGUUAUAAUGUUUCUUGUAAUAACCUUUUCAGAAACUUUUUUAUAUAGAAGGUUGGGGACUGUAGUGUCUGUAAUCUUUUAUUUGGCUACAUUGAUGUAAACUUUGCUAUUUCAAGUUACCAUUUCGCAUCUUGAACUUUACUUACCAACCGGGAAAUGGAUUGAAUUCUUGUACUCAAAAACCGUAUUUACUAUUGUUUGGAGGUGGGGAAGGUCUGAAUAAGUUAGUCCUUGGCUAUUUGCCUUUUUUA